CAGGAAUCAUAAUCAACUGUCGAUAGUAUCCUCUUCUCUGUCAGGAUGGCAGACCCCAACACUAAACAGAUGCUACAGAAAAGUGCCAACAUUGCUGCUGGAGCAGUUGUGUGUGUAGAAAGUGAAAUAAGAGGAGAUGUGACCAUCGGUCCAAGAACAGUGGUCCACCCCAAAGCACGUAUUAUAGCUGAGGCAGGCCCUAUAAUCAUUGGAGAAGGUAACCUGAUCGAGGAACAGGCCCUGAUCAUUAACAGUUAUCCAGAAAAUAUUAUGCCUGACACUGAAGGGGUUGAACCCAAGACCAUGACGAUUGGAAUCAACAAUGUGUUUGAAGUCGGUUGUGUCUCUCAAGCAUUGAAAAUUGGGGACAACAAUGUAAUCGAGUCAAAAGCGGACCUAGGGAAGAACGUCAUUCUCACCAGUGGCUGUAUCGUCGGCGCUUGUUGCCAGGUGAACACGUGCGAGGUCAUUCCCGAGAACACAGUCAUCUACGGGUCCAACUGCAUGAGGCGUGUGCAGACAGAAAGGCCUCAGCCUCAGACGCUCCAGCUAGAUUUCCUCAUGAAGAUCCUGCCCAACUACCAUCACAUGAAGAAGACUGCCAAAGGAACCUCCACCCCUGUCAGAAACUAACCUCUGACUAACCGAAGAUCAGCAUUCCCUGACGCUCACCAGACCUUAACAAUGAAAGGUGUAGAGACUGAACUUGUCCUACACCAGUUGUCCUACACCUGUUGUCCUACACCAGUGGUCCUACACCAGUGGUCCUAUACCAGUGGUCCUAUACCAGUGGUCCUACACCAGUGGUCCUACACCUGUUGUCCUACACCAGUGGUCCUAUACCAGUGGUCCUAUACCAGUGGUACUAGACCAGUUGUCCUAGACCGCAUAAGAAGUAGUUUCUCUCCUCUGAGGCAUGAGAGCACAUUUCUAGCUUUUCUCACUUCCCAAUCAUAAGAGAGAGCCCAUAUUCAGCACUCCAUUGGGUCAUUAGCUAAACCAAUAGUAAAACAGUUCCUGGUUUUCUUUCAUAUUCGUCUAUUAUCUUGCUCUUUUUUUAUUGUAGAUUAUUAUUUUUUUUGUCUGUUCAAAUGUCAUAUGUUGUUUUUCUGUCUUAAAUUGAGCAGAUUCUGUUUUUAUGUUAAUAUAUAAAGGAUAUUUUUCAGCUUUGGUUGUUGUGAAAUAUAAAGCAAUUCAAAAGAAACAAUGAA
This is a messenger RNA of Coregonus clupeaformis (lake whitefish), 1211 nucleotides long. It is a transcript of the gene dctn6, whose product is annotated as dynactin subunit 6. Gene Ontology annotation, biological process: mitotic spindle organization. NCBI's taxonomy places the organism in Eukaryota, Metazoa, Chordata, Actinopteri, Salmoniformes, Salmonidae. Bases 46 to 633 code for a protein of 195 amino acids. Gene Ontology annotation, cellular component: dynactin complex. Gene Ontology annotation, molecular function: dynein complex binding. The transcript is spliced from 7 exons. The record is from RefSeq and is a predicted model, not a curated record.